AUGGAUGAUCCUGUGCUUCUGUCAGCAGUGGAAGAGCUGAAGGUUCUUUGCUCCAAGCAUAAUGUUGCUGAAUCACAUGGCUUUGGACACGCGAUUCGUGUGCUCGAACAUGUCCACCAGGCCUUAUCCUUCGCCACUGGUAUUGGGGCAGCGCGUAAGCAGGCAGUUAGAUUGGCUGCCUUGCUCCACGAUGCUGAUGACAGAAAAGUGUUUCCAGACAAAAAGGAGGUGAAGAAUGCCCAACAAAUCAUGGAGAAUGCUGGCGCAGAAUGGGUUGUGAUCCGAGAUGCAAUGCGAAUGAUCGAGCUAGUGUCAUGCUCAGCAAACGGCAAUUCAGUGCCUGACGAUGCCGUGAAAGAGCCAGAACUGCUGUGGCCACGCUGGGCAGACCGUUUAGAGGCAACUGGCGAGAUUGGCAUCAUACGCUGCUGGCAGUUCAAUUGCGAGGUUGGGGCUCCAUUGAUGCUGGCAGAUACACCUCGCCCAAAAUCUGAGGAAGAAGUUUGGGCCUUCGCUACACAUGAACGCUUUGACAGGUAUCAGGCAUUUGGCAUCUCCAAUUCUAUGUUAGAUCACUACUAUGACAAGCUUCUUCGGGUGGCUUGUCCUCCUCUGCACGUUGUUCAAAAUAGCUACCUCGAGGAGGAAAUGAUGCACAGGGCGCAGCCAUUGGUCAAAGUUUGCUUGGACUAUGGUCUGACUGGCUUGCUGCCAUUGAAUGAAGAGAUCAUCAGUGAAAUGAAGAUGCGCAUCAAGCUGUAA
Durusdinium trenchii is the source of this 762-nucleotide messenger RNA. Lineage: Eukaryota; Dinophyceae; Suessiales; Symbiodiniaceae. The record is from the annotation of a GenBank genome assembly.